Messenger RNA from Daldinia loculata, 1174 nucleotides. RefSeq lists its product as uncharacterized. NCBI's taxonomy places the organism in Eukaryota, Fungi, Ascomycota, Sordariomycetes, Xylariales, Hypoxylaceae. The transcript has a single exon. The record is from RefSeq and is a predicted model, not a curated record. Bases 362 to 889 code for a protein of 175 amino acids.
CUUUCAUUGAUCGCCUUCGCCAAUUGUGCAUGGCCUUGCCGAUAACCGAAGGAUUCUUGGGCUGCGCAUGAAUUGGCGAACUGCGAUUUAUAUAGGCUGUUUUAUAACAGCUCGCAGAGGAUAACCAAUCAGAGCACCAGUACUAUCUAUUUGUAGAUCCAUUGACGAUUCCUUGUCAGGAUGUUAACGGCUGAGAUCUUCAAAGCCUCCCGGCGUAUCGUGAGAUUCAGACAGUAGUUGAUCAUGAUAUAUAAGUUCUAGCAGUCUUCGCUCGAAAGUUGCAAUUCUUCACCAACAAAACAGACAACUCUCGUUUUAUUACCCACAAUCGCUUCAUCAACACCUAAUCAAAUCGAUCAAAAUGCUCCGAAAAACCAGCACCUCAUUCUGGUUUGGUCUUUGCCUACUGUCGACCUUGGCUAGCACCGCUGCUGCUGGAGGUGCCGUGCUGAGGCGAGAUGACUUGCCCACACCUGUGACGGCGUCCGAAUCAACCGGAACUACCUGCGACAACCCUAACCAGACAACGGGCUACCCAGACUACAACUCUUUCUGCCAAUGCCCCCCUUAUAGCUCUGACUCCCCGGCAUUCGGAAACCCGUACCUCGGUCUAGUUCGAUGCGACACCAAGUGCACCCCCGCCGUCGCCUCUCAGACCUUGAUCCGACCGGAGAACGACAGUCUGGACUCCUGCAUGAAGGCUUGCACUGGGUCUUUCGAGAAGGCUAAGCGUGGCGAGCUGAGCGAGAGGCAGGACGGCGACUACUGGUUCUGCCACGGUGUGAACUUCGUUCAGGGAGAACUUUGCGAGUUUAUUGGAUCGCUCGGCUCCACUGAGUUUGUCGAAGGCGGAUCGGACUGCCUGUACAUCAACAGCCUCGACUCUUGAUUAAAUACCCACGGCACAAACGCUUGUGACCCUUAUAUUUCCAACUUAAUAACCGGAAGCUUAUAUGCCGGGUAGGCGGUGCCGUGUUGCUCCGUGAUCCGCCAAAGGAAGCGACUGUAUUUCAAGAUCGGGUAUAUUGUGGUUUAUUUGGGCAUCGCACUAUUUACAUAUCGGUGUUGGAGGUUAAAAUAGACUUGGCUACUUACCAUAGCUGAGAACAAUAUUAAUUUACACUCAUUACUUAUAAUCUGCACUUAUUUUACGAGCCUUGAAGCUCUUUUUAUC